Messenger RNA from Schistosoma mattheei, 2733 nucleotides. Lineage: Eukaryota; Metazoa; Platyhelminthes; Trematoda; Strigeidida; Schistosomatidae. The record is from the annotation of a GenBank genome assembly.
AUGCAACUUGAAAGAAAAAUGUGGUCGCAAUCAGAAAUGAUUUAUAAACUUUCUGCAACCGUGUCGUUUGAUCGUGAACAGAUUGAUUUUAUUAAGUUGAUAGUCGAAUGCCAUGACCAUGGAAAACCAUCUCUAAUGUCAAGUAAAAUAAUAUACGUUGAAAUUACUGAUAAAAAUGAUCAUAAACCUAUGUUUAAUUCCAGUGAGUUACAAUUAGCAAUAAUGGAAGACAGCGAUCCAAAAAGGAAACAGAUACAUUAUGAAGUUAUAAAACUUUUAGCUACAGAUAAUGAUACUGGGAUAAACGCUAUGAUAAAGUAUUACAUAGUAGAUGACCGUACAAUUGCUAAUCACUUCCACAUUAAUGAAUUAACUGGGCUUAUUCAAUCCAAGGGUAACUUGGAUCGAGAAAUAUGUGAUCGCUAUGAAUUUACUGUUGUUGCACGAGACUGUGGUCUACCAGCUUUAUCGAAUUCAAUCAAUAUUCAAAUUAUCAUACGUGAUUACAAUGAUGAACAGCCUACGUUCGCAAAACAAGUAUAUGAAUUUCAUAUGACUGAAAACAAUCCACCAAAUCAAUAUGUUGGAAGUAUUACUUGUUCAGAUAAUGAUCUAGGCAGUAAUGGGUUAAUUCACUUCGAAAUUGAAUCAAUGCCUUAUAAUAAACACAGUCAUCAUGGUAGCGAGUUGUCGUCAUCUAUAUCUUCAUUGUCGAAAGCAGCGAAUUUAGCAAAUGGAAAUCUAGUUAAUAUAUCAACUAAAUUGCAUUUACCAUUUGAGUUACUUAGUUAUUACGACACACAAAAAGGUAUUUACUUAGUAAAGAUAUAUACGAAGAGUAAAAUUGACCGUGAAAAGUUAAAAGAAAUUUCAGAAAUACGAAAAUCAUCUACAUCCUCAUCUCAAUCCUCGUUGUCAUCUACAUUAUCACACAAAUCUUAUAGAAUGAAAACUAAAACUUCAAAAGUGAUUGAUAAGACAGACAUUGUUGUAUAUAAAUUUUGGAUUGUAGGUGAAGAUCAAGGUCAACCUCAACAACGUGGACGUUCAUUAAUACACAUUAUUGUCGAAGAUGAAAAUGAUAAUGAACCAUAUUUUAUCUUACCAAAACAAGAUCACACUAUUAUUGAACUCUCAUACUUAGAAAUAAUACGAUAUCCGAUUAUUAAAUUACAUGCAAUUGAUAACGACGCAGGUAUAAAUGGCACUGUCAGGUAUGAAAUACAUCAGGUAACACGAGAAGUUAUAAAGAACAAUAACGUUAAUGAUCAAAUGAAAACCAUAAAAGAUUCAUUUGCAAUGAAUCAAUCGGUUAAAAAUUAUGAAUUCUUAAAAAAUUCUUUAUUUUCAUUAAAUCCAUUGAAUGGUUUAUUACGUUUAAACACACAGUUCUCUCUAUCAGAUCUAAACAAAACAAUAAAUAUUCAGAUAAGAGCUUAUGAUUUAGGUAUACCUAUAUCAAAAUAUUCCUACAUAACAAUUCACAUUAAGCCUGUAAACAUCACACCAUCAGAAACAAAAGAUAGUUUUGACUACGAAUUGGAUGAUGAUUACGAUAUGGAUCAUAUGGAAAAUUGGGAAGGUAAUCAUCUUACCUAUUCAAAAUGGAGUAAUCAUAACCGUUUUUCUUUAAAUAAUUACAUAAUCUUGUCUACAGUGGUGGUAUCAAUACUACUAUCAAUUAUUUUAAUGUGUUCUGUAGCUUGUAUUAUUAAAUAUAGAAAACUUAAAAACAAUUCAGUAAUCCACAAUUCAAAAGAUACUAACAAACUCAAUGAAAUCAAAGGAGAUUAUUCUUUCAAUGAGGACGGAUUUCAGAAUAUAAAAAUGAGUCCGAUUAGAACGAAACUUAUGCACGAUGACAAUAUUCAUAAUAUUGAUUCAUUAUUACCCAACUUAAUAAGUGAUAUCCCAAAUAAUUCAAUUACAUCUUGUGACAUUACGCCUACAGUAAAUUAUGCAACAUUACAAUAUAAUACAUCACUUUCACAAUAUGUAAAUAAUUAUUAUGAAACAGCAAAUUCCUCACUUUCUUAUUCCUCAACUACACAAGCUACCGUUCUUCCACAACCUUUAAUUGUACGUUUAGAGCCUAUUUCUACAAAUUUUUUAACUAAUAAUUGUGUACAACCAAUAAGCAUAUUGUAUUCUACAAAUUCUAAAGAACAAAUUAAUUUGAAUCCAGUCAAUCCUUUUACUUCUACAUGUUAUCCAUCCACAUCAAAUACUAAUCGUUCCAGUAAUGAUGAUAAAUUUAUUGAUGUAACUAAUGAAAAGUUUGAAGAUCUACAUGUAGUCUAUGACCAAGCUGUAAGAAAAUUAUCCUAUUUCAAUGAUGAAAAUGUCUUAAAUAAAUAUAAUGAUUAUGAAUGGAGUAGUUUAACUAAGUCUAAAUUACCAGAAUUUCAACAAUUAUGUAUUUAUUCACAACCAUCUAAACGAAAUAGUCUCACAUCGCUUGGUCAAGAUAGUGGAAAUGGUGACAGUCUUGAAACAACAACUAUGUCUUUUAUUCCUAUAACACAAUCGAUUUGGUUAAAUAGUGCAAUGAAUGAUAUUUAUGACAAACAACCAGUCAAUUUAUCUUUAGUUCAUGUAUAUACUCCAUUAUCUAGUGUCAAAGAAAUCGACUGUAGUAACGUAAAUAAUAAUAAUAGUAAUUCCAAUAGCUUAACGAUCACCACCUCUAUAGCUACUACUGCACCUGAGUACACCAUAAAGUAUAUGCAUUGA